Molecule: messenger RNA, 1929 nt
Organism: Arabidopsis lyrata subsp. lyrata
Lineage: Eukaryota; Viridiplantae; Streptophyta; Magnoliopsida; Brassicales; Brassicaceae
Exons: 1
Coding region: 1135-1608 (157 amino acids)
Source: RefSeq, a predicted model, not a curated record
ACAAAUCUGUAAAACUGGAACAUGUGGUUGAUCUGAAUUUGAAACAUUUACAAUGGUUUUAUUGCAAGAGUUAAAAGUCCUUUGCCACGUCCCAUAUUUAAUACUUAGUGAUAUAGAAAAUAUAUCUUCAGAACUAAAUACUGUUUUUUCUUUUUCAUUUUUGUGUAUUCCCAUUCAGAACAUAUAUAGACAUAGUAGUUAUCAUUUAAUUAAAAGUCUAAAACCCCAUAUAGAUGCAUGAUUUCGUCAUAAUAAUUUUCGUAUUAUGCGUAUUUUAUUAUGAAAACAUGUUAUGAAUUUCGUUUUAUUUGGUUUUCGUACAUUUAUGUCCCAAAUUUUGAUUUACCGACAUCUAAAGAGCUACCCCAACCAUUAUUUCUUGCCAAUUACAAUUUUUUUUUUUUUUUUUUUAAAUUUGGGAUUCUAUUUACAUAUGAAAACUUCUACGUAUGCAUUUUUAUUUAUUUAUUUUGCGAGGAACUUGGCAUACACGCCUUCAUGAGAGUACGGAAAAAUGAUGACGUACCAUCAAACUGGUUCCAAUCAUAUAUAAUUGGAUAUAUCUUCACAAAUUUAUAUUUAAAUGCGAUCAUAUGCAACUAUAUAUUGGUACAGCUUCUUUGACAAAAAUUAUUUCAAACAUAUAUAUAUAUAUAUAUAUUAUAUACGUUUUUUCAAAAAUUAUUUUGGUAUAAGUUUCAAAUACAUUAGCAUAUUCAUCUAAGAUUGCGAAACUUUACAAUGACUUUGAUCAAACAAUAUUCAAUAUUAUAGGUCCUGUAUCUACGGACGUCCCUCUCCUAUGGAAUGGCAAAUGGAGGAAAACAAAAUGACUAUUGGCUAUUCUUGUCAAAUUAUAAGUCACACACAAACAAAACAAAACAGAAAUACCCUCUUGUGUUUUCUUUUCCAUCAUCGCUCAUUUUUUUAUGCGUGGGAUUUAUUCUGUUUAUUCUUGUUUCAAAUCUGAUCCAUCCUCAACCUAUCAACAUCAUUAUAAUAAAAAACAAAGAAAAAAGAUUGGAGGAAUAAGAAGAAAGAGCAAUUUGUAAAUGGAGGAUGAUAUAGUACCCUUAAGCGUCCCGUGAGAUCCUUCUUCAUCUUUGAGAUCGAUCCUUCCUUAGAAUAAUAAUAAUGCCUGUGCCAGAUCCACGGGCGGGGCAGGCGUUCAUCUGUCUCAUUACAUUAUUUCUUUUCCUAUCAAUCGCGGUUGGAGGCGGUUGUCUAAUUGCAUACACAAUCCUUCCUUACCCUCCAGUUUGGCUCUCCUACCUCGGCAUUGUCUUUGUUUGUCUCCCUUGGUUCUUUUGGAUCCUAACCUUUGCAUACCGCAUUGUUUCACGCACUUUUGGAUUUAGGAUGGUCGUUGGAUCCGGUGGUAACAAUAACAACGCGAGUGGAGAAUCCAUGCCGCGUGAUCUUGACCCUCCUGAGCAAUCUUUAGAAUCUCCCGAUGAUGAUGAUCCAGAGACGAUAGCUCACCCACAAGGCCAAGUUCUAGUGUCGAUUGAAGGGAAUCAAUCGAAGAAACGAAUGUCAACCUCCAGCAAUUCUACUAUCGGUUCGCAUGAAAGUGAGAUGCCACUAGCCAUUUCUAUGGGCUCAUGAUCAUAUAUGUUUUGUUGACACAUGAAGGGAUCUUGCCAUAGAUAUAGCAUCAGAAUGAAGAUGCUAACCAGAUACUUAGCCUCUUGAAAACAUGGGAAAUUUUGCUGUUUUUAUUUUGUAUCUUAUUCAGAUAGAUUUGUAGAUUCAACAAACAAACAAACAAAAAGAAGUGUACACCUUUUAAUUAGCACUACCAAAAGUUUUCCUCAAACCCUAACCCCUCAAAAAUCGACAUGGUUUUUAUUUUAUGUUUUAAAAUCAAGAGAAUGUUUGUUACGAAGGGGUGUAGUUUUAGAUGUUUUUGGUGUGGGACUUGCGUAA